Messenger RNA from Cyclocybe aegerita, 369 nucleotides. Lineage: Eukaryota; Fungi; Basidiomycota; Agaricomycetes; Agaricales; Hemipholiotaceae. The record is from the annotation of a GenBank genome assembly.
AUGAAGCUCGUCAGAUUUUUGAUGAAACUGAACAAUGAGACGGUUACAGUCGAGCUCAAGAACGGGUCCGUUGUGCAUGGAACGAUCACAGGCGUUGAUAUGCAGAUGAACACCUAUCUCAAGACAGUAAAAAUGACUAUGCGAAACCGGGAUCCUAUAUCCUUAGACUCACUGUCGAUUCGGGGAAACAACAUCCGUUACUUCAUCCUGCCCGACGCCCUUCCAUUGGAUACCCUCCUGGUUGACGACGCACCCAAGCCAAAAGGCAGGAAAAAGGACGACCCAAGAGGAAGAGGACGUGGGCGAGGUAUCGAUCGGGGUCGUGGAAGAGGCAGGGGAGGCGGUCGUGGCCGAGGACGAGGGUUCUAG